CCGCCCCCAGCUCCGGCCCGGGGCGAGUGCGUGUUGACGUCAUGCUGCGUGCGGGCCGGUGCGGAAUCGCUCCCUCAACUCCGCGGGGCAGUAGGAGUUAGUUAGCAAAGAGCCGAGGCCGAACGCGCGACCCUCGUCCUUCUGCCCCUGGCCGCACACUUUGCGCACAUCUCUUUUUCUGCAUGGUGGAUAUUAUUUUUCAUUAUCCUUUUCUGGGUGCUAUGGGUGAUCAUUCCAAGAGUAAGUCUUUCUGUGUGUGUGUGGGGUGGGGUGUGUGUGUGUGCUUAAUAUGCAAAAUUUAUAUUGCAAAAAAAUGUUUAGUGGAUUCUACAAGUGGCUUCUGUUUGUCAGGAUAGUUUAAGAGAGGAAAAACGAAUGCAUAUGUCCUGCAGGACUGCUUAUCUUUGGGAAUCCUGUUGUUUUAUUUGAUAAGUAAACACUGUUUCUCAAGCCGGCUGGGAUGACUUCGGGCUGCGAAAUCUGCUUCUGUUUUGCGCAAAGGCAAUUAGGUUUGAUUUAGGGAUGUGGGCUUUUUUUUUUUUUUUGGUUGUUGUUUGUUUGCUUUUCGGUGUUUCAAAGCUAGGAAGCUUUCUCUCGCUUGCUCUGGGAUAUUUAAACUAAGAAAUGUCUGAGAGGAUGAGCUGGGACUGCCGAAAGACGAUGUGUCUGUGUUAGGAUAGGAGGCAGCCGCUGUGAGUGGGAGUGUGUGAGCGGAAAUGCCGGGACAGCACCGUUAGGUGUUGAUGUCCAGGCUACCGCAGUGCCUGUGUAUUUACUCUCUUCUUAGUUUCGUGUUAGCGUUUAGUUUCAAGACACGUCGACAAAACGACUGUGAUUAAUGAAUGUACUAGCGAAAUAUUUGGGGGUGGGGGACAGAAGAAACCUUAAGCAAUCCAGAAGAUACUGGUUUUUCGUUUCCAAUGCUCUGGAUCUUUAGAGAGCUCAUCACCUUUCCUUAUGGUCACAAGUCUUGAAAGAAAGCGAGAGAGCGAGCGGGUUGGGUUAGGGCUGGAGUGGCCGAGGCCGGCCGGGGUCCGGGCAGUCAGGCCUGACGCGGCCCCGCGCCCUUCCACGGCAGAGAAGCCCGGGACGGCCAUGUGCGUGGGCUGCGGGAGUCAGAUCCACGACCAGUUUAUCCUGCGGGUGUCGCCCGACCUCGAGUGGCACGCCGCCUGCCUCAAGUGCGCCGAGUGCAGCCAGUACCUGGACGAGACGUGCACGUGCUUCGUGAGAGACGGGAAGACCUACUGCAAGCGGGACUAUGUGAGGCUAUUCGGCAUCAAGUGCGCCAAGUGCCAGGUGGGCUUCAGCAGCAGCGACCUGGUGAUGAGGGCGCGGGACAGCGUGUACCACAUCGAGUGCUUCCGCUGCUCCGUGUGCAGCCGCCAGCUGCUGCCUGGGGACGAGUUCUCGCUGCGGGAGCACGAGCUGCUCUGCCGCGCAGACCACGGCCUCCUGCUCGAGCGCGCCGCUGCAGGCAGCCCACGCAGCCCCGGCCCGCUCCCCGGCUCCCGCGGCCUGCAUCUGCCAGAUGCUGGGUCGGGCCGGCAGCCCGCGUUGCGCCCGCACGUGCACAAGCAGACGGAGAAGACGACCCGCGUGCGAACUGUGCUGAACGAGAAGCAGCUGCACACUCUGCGGACCUGCUACGCCGCCAACCCGCGGCCCGACGCUCUCAUGAAGGAGCAGCUGGUGGAGAUGACCGGCCUGAGCCCGCGGGUCAUCCGCGUCUGGUUCCAGAACAAGCGCUGCAAGGACAAGAAGAAAUCCAUUCUCAUGAAGCAGCUGCAGCAGCAGCAGCACAGCGACAAGACGAGCCUUCAGGGACUGACCGGGACGCCCCUGGUGGCGGGCAGCCCCAUCCGCCAUGAGAACGCUGUGCAGGGCAGCGCAGUGGAGGUGCAGACAUACCAGCCGCCGUGGAAGGCGCUCAGCGAAUUUGCCCUCCAGAGCGACCUGGACCAACCCGCCUUCCAGCAGCUGGUCUCCUUCUCCGAGUCCGGCUCCCUAGGCAACUCCUCCGGCAGCGACGUGACCUCCCUGUCCUCGCAGCUCCCGGACACCCCCAACAGUAUGGUGCCGAGUCCCGUGGAGACGUGAGGGGGACCCCUCCCUGCCAGCCCGCGGACCUCGCAUGCUCCCUGCAUGAGACACCCAUGCUCAGGCCAUUCCAGUUCCGAAAGUUCUCUUGCCUUCGUGAUUAUUCUAUUGUUAUUUAUGAGAGAGGACCGAGAGAAACGGUCUGGACAGCCCAAGGCGCCAGGAUGCAACCUGCUUUCACCAGACGGCAGACUCCUGCUCCGAGGACUCUUUACUUUUUAAAAACCAGAAUUUGGGAUUUACCAGAGUUAGCUCUGCCCUCUCCUCUCCGCGUGGCCGCCGCUCUGUCCCUCCACGCCCCACCUGUAUCCCCACCUCGGCCGGCCCCGAGCUCGCCCACGUGGACCCCCGCCCUGCCCCCACUCCGCGCUCCCUGGCGUCUUCGCCUGGGCUCUAGCGGGGAAGAGGAAGGGGAUAACUCAGAGGAACAGACACUCAAACUCCUAAAGCGCAUGAUUGCUGGGAAACAGUAGAAACCAGACUUGCCUUGAAAGUGUUUAAGUUAUUCCACGGAGGACAGAGUGUGUGAGUCUUUGCCGAACAAACAAACGUAAGUUAUUGUUAUUUAUUGUUAGAACAGCCAGUUCAUAAUGGGACUCGUAUUUUGAUCUUAAUAAAAAAUAAUAACCCGG
Chlorocebus sabaeus (green monkey) is the source of this 2732-nucleotide messenger RNA. RefSeq names its product ISL LIM homeobox 2 (gene ISL2). Gene Ontology annotation, cellular component: nucleus. Gene Ontology annotation, biological process: axonogenesis; neuron fate specification; positive regulation of transcription by RNA polymerase II. The record is from RefSeq and is a predicted model, not a curated record. NCBI's taxonomy places the organism in Eukaryota, Metazoa, Chordata, Mammalia, Primates, Cercopithecidae. Gene Ontology annotation, molecular function: cis-regulatory region sequence-specific DNA binding; DNA-binding transcription factor activity, RNA polymerase II-specific.